AUGGCAGAGGCUAGUGUUUCAGUAGAUCAGUUCAGCUGUCCAGUGUGUCUGGAUCUCCUGAAGGAUCCUGUGACUAUUCCCUGUGGACACAGUUACUGUAAGGUGUGUAUUAAUGGAUUCUGGGAUCAGGAGGACGUGAAGGGCGUCUACAGCUGCCCCCAGUGCAGAGUGACUUUCACCCCAAGGCCUGUUCUAUACAGGAACAACAUGCUGGCUGAAGUGGUGGAGAAACUGAAGAAGACUGAACUCCAAGCUGCUUCUCCUGCUCACUGUUACGCUGGACCUGGAGAUGUGGAGUGUGAUUCCUGCACUGGGAGGAAAUACAAAGCUGUCAAGUCCUGUCUGGUGUGUCAGGCCUCCUAUUGUGAAGCUCAUCUUAAACCUCACUAUCAGUCUCCUGCCUUUAAGAAGCACAAGUUAGUUGAAGCCUGUGCAGAGCUCCAAGAGAAGAUCUGCUCUGAACACGACAAACUGAUCGAGAUCUUCUGUCGUACUGACCAAAGCUUCAUCUGUUAUUUGUGUACAAUGGAUGAACAUAAAGGUCAUGAUACAGUUUCAACUAAAGCAGAAAGAAAUGAAAAACAGCAAGAAAGAAAUGAAACCGAGAAAGAAAGAGAGAAACGGAUCCAAAUAUUCACUGAUGAGAAGCAGGUGUUGCAUGGAGUCCCCGUCUGAUGUGUGCUGUGUUU
Molecule: messenger RNA, 689 nt
Organism: Neoarius graeffei (lesser salmon catfish)
Lineage: Eukaryota; Metazoa; Chordata; Actinopteri; Siluriformes; Ariidae
Product: E3 ubiquitin/ISG15 ligase TRIM25-like
Exons: 2
Coding region: 1-675 (224 amino acids)
Molecular function (GO): zinc ion binding
Source: RefSeq, a predicted model, not a curated record